Messenger RNA from Phascolarctos cinereus (koala), 930 nucleotides. RefSeq names its product olfactory receptor 5B2-like. Gene Ontology annotation, molecular function: olfactory receptor activity; G protein-coupled receptor activity. NCBI's taxonomy places the organism in Eukaryota, Metazoa, Chordata, Mammalia, Diprotodontia, Phascolarctidae. Gene Ontology annotation, biological process: G protein-coupled receptor signaling pathway. The record is from RefSeq and is a predicted model, not a curated record. Gene Ontology annotation, cellular component: membrane.
AUGACAUCCAUGGAGAACAGAUCUGAGGUGAAUGAGUUCAUCCUCACAGGAUUAACAGAUGCCCCAGAGCUUCAGGUCCCUCUCUUCAUAAUGUUCACCCUCGUCUACCUCAUCACCCUGGUAGGGAACCUGGGGAUAGUAGCUCUGAUCUCCAGCGAAUCCUGCCUCCACACCCCCAUGUACUUUUUUCUUAGUAACCUCUCCCUGGUAGAUUUUGGCUACUCUACAUCUGUUACCCCCAAGGUGAUGGCUGGGCUCCUCACAGGGAACAAGAUCAUCUCCUACAAUGGAUGUGCCACACAGUUAUUCUUCUUUGGGGCCUUUGCUGGUGCUGAAAAUUUCCUCUUAGCCUCCAUGGCCUAUGAUCGCCAUGCAGCUAUCUGUAAGCCCCUGUAUUACACCACUACCAUGACUUCAAGAGUGUGUACAUUUCUAGCCAGUGGUGCUCACAUUAGUGGCUUUCUGAUCUCCUCCAUAAUCAUAGGAAAUACAUUUAGCCUUUCCUUCUGUAAGUCCAAUGUGAUCCAUCACUUUUUCUGUGAGGUUCCCUCUCUCUUAGUUCUCUCCUGCUCGGAUAUUCACAUCAGUGAGUCAGUAUUAUUUAUCUUUGCAUCAUUCACUGUCUUUUUCCCAUUUCUUGUCAUCUUUGCUUCUUACUUUUUAAUCUUCAUCACCAUUCUGAAGAUCUGUUCUGCUGAAGGCCGCAAGAAAGCCUUCUCCACUUGUGCUUCCCAUCUCACAGUAGUGUCCAUAUUUUAUGGGACAAUCAUCUUCAUGUACUUCCAACCCAGCUCAAGCCAUUCCAUGGACACAGACAAAAUAGUGUCAGUGUUCUACACCAUGGUCAUCCCCAUGUUGAACCCUCUGGUCUAUAGUCUUAGGAACAAAGAUGUCAAGAAUGCUUUCAGAAAAGCUAUGAGGGGACAAUGA